AUGAGCGCUAAUUUGUGCAAGAAAGGUAAUCAUUCUGAUCAUGAAGAGAAUAUUCAACAUGAAAUACGAAUCAUCCUUAUUGGAAAAACUGGAUUAGGAAAGAGUUCACUCGGUAAUUCAAUUUGUGGAAGUAGAGAAAAAAAUGUUCCAUUCAAAGCAGCUGCUUCAUCUUCAUCGGUAACUCAGACUUCGGAAUGUGCUUAUCGGGAUUACAAUGGAUGCAAGUUAUGUGUUAUUGAUACAGCAGGAUUCUGUGACACGAAACAAUUGAAUGAGAUCGUAAUUGCUCAGCUGAAAAAAGGUUUCCAACUGGCUAGUCCCGGUCCUCAUGCUUUUCUUAUUAUUGUCAAUGGCCGAUGCACGGAUGAACAUAUUGGAAUUCUGGCAUUGCUGCAAAAAAUAUUCGGUAAACAGGCUUUAAAACAUUGUAUUAUUGUCAUCACACGUGAGAAUGCACUUCGCAAUGAUGAUGACGAUCAAUUAUCGGAUGCCGAAUUGAUUGAUCGAUAUUUUAAUGAAGCACCACAAUCAUUGCUUGAUUUGGUGACCAACAUUCAGAAACGUUGUAUUCUAAUCGAAAAUCGAGCUGAAUAUGAAAUACGUGAACAAAAAAUUACUCAUCUUGUUGACAUGAUCAAAACCAUCGAAAAGGAAAAUGGCUACUAUACCAACCAGAUGUUCAUUGAAGCCGAGAUGCAAUGGAAACAAUGGGAAAAGGAUGAAAUUGAGCGACAGGAACUAGAUCGAGAAAAAAGAAAAGAAAAUUUGCGCAAACAGAUUCGUCAAGAAAAUCGAUCGCGAGAAGAAGCUCUUCAACAAGAAGAGCAAAUGUAUGAAGAACUUCGCCAUGAAGAGGAAUGUUUAAAACGAGAAAUACUAUCUUGGGUACUUUCAGGAAAAAGUGCACUGGGUAAUUUAAUUCUUGGAUAUCAAAAAUUCAAAACAGGUGCUGGUGCCGGAUCAGUAACGCGUGAAUGUGAAUCGUCAUCGAUUGUUUUUAAUAAUCGAAAUAUUACUGUCAUCGACACUCCUGGAUGGUUCGACACCAAAUUAUCGAAUGAAGAUAUUUCAAAAGCACUUACUGACUCUUAUUACGAGGCUGCACCUGGUCCACAUGCUUUUCUAAUUGUCACUGCUGGACGGUAUACCACAGAAGCUGAAGAUACAUUGAUUUUCCUUGAACGAUUAUUCGGGAGUUCAGUUGUUGAUUAUUGUAUUGUUGUGAUAACUCAUGAAGAUGAUUUAAGAGAUGAUGAUAAAACUCUGGAUGAAUACUUGGGCGAUUCCACUUCACAGCUUCGAUGUUUCGUCAACAAGUGUGGUGGUCGCUGCACUGCUGUUAAUUCAAAAACAAAAGAUAGCGAUGAACGGAAAACAAAGUUAACAGAAUUACUCGGAUGUAUCGAUAACAUCUUCAGAAAAAAACAAACAUCUUAUUAUACACAUGAAUUAUUUGAAAGAGCAGCCCAAGAUGAAGCAGAACAACGACAAAAGGAAGAAGAGAGAGUGCGACGUGAAUGGGGUGAGGAAGAAAUUCGCACCGAAAUUUUUCAAUGGUUUGCAGGAGAAUAA
Rotaria sordida is the source of this 1572-nucleotide messenger RNA. The record is from the annotation of a GenBank genome assembly. NCBI's taxonomy places the organism in Eukaryota, Metazoa, Rotifera, Eurotatoria, Philodinida, Philodinidae.